This is a messenger RNA of Poecilia latipinna (sailfin molly), 4513 nucleotides long. It is a transcript of the gene gpr34b, whose product is annotated as G protein-coupled receptor 34b. Gene Ontology annotation, molecular function: G protein-coupled purinergic nucleotide receptor activity. Bases 1228 to 2319 code for a protein of 363 amino acids. NCBI's taxonomy places the organism in Eukaryota, Metazoa, Chordata, Actinopteri, Cyprinodontiformes, Poeciliidae. Gene Ontology annotation, cellular component: membrane. Gene Ontology annotation, biological process: G protein-coupled receptor signaling pathway. The record is from RefSeq and is a predicted model, not a curated record. The transcript is spliced from 3 exons.
ACAACAGCAACAUGUUAAAAUCACAGAGCCAUCUAGUGGCCUGGCAUGACAACUACAGCUGACUCAAGGUUUCUUGACGGGCCUGUCUAAUAAAUGUGGAACUUCUUCCCAAUCAAUAUCCAAAAAUACAGACAGUUUCCAAGCAGCAGUCUCGUGUAAACGUUGCCAUAAACUCUGCUAGCAUGGCAAUAAUGCGUGACACGAAUGACUGAUGCAACAGCGUCAUUCAGAAGGAAUGUUCCCUGUGAUGCAGACACGGCACUGGUAUUUGAGAGACUUUUUUUUUCUAUUUUCUGAGUCAGACAAGACAAACAGAUAGAUAUUGUACCCCUUGAAUUUUUCCAUAUUCUGCAACAUUACAAUCACAAACAAAUAUGUUUAAUUGGAAUUUAAUGUGAAAGAUCAACACAGUGGCAUACAGUUGUUUAGUAGAAUAUUCAAAUGGUUUAGAUCUGCUCUUAAAAAAAAUAAACAAAAAAUGCAAACAGAGAAAUUUUCCUAGAAUAAAUUGUUGAAUCUUAACCGGGCAACGGCGGUUAUCAACUAUAACUACAAAUGACCUAAUUUGAGAUUUUGCCAAAACUACAAUGCACCUUUCACCCCCAUCCUAUUAAGCUUACAUUUAAAAAAAAGUCACAGUGUUUGGGCAGAAAUUAAUUGUCAGAGCUUGCCAGCUCCAAACUGGCUUACCUUCCCUCUGGUACACUGAUCUAACUGCUGUGGGUACACACAGCAGCACCUAUAGGUGUCAUUUCUUCUCAAAGCUUUCCCCACUCAGCAAUACAUCAGAGCUGUUAUCAGAUCCCGCAGAUACGGGCCUGCCUUCUGUACUUCUGUACUGCCUGCAUGCCUCUGCUGUGUAGAGAACAUGAGAGAAAAGAGGGGGGAGUAGCUGCGCUCACAGCGUUCACUCUUGCUCAACACCACAGCAUUCUGCACAUCAGUGUUACUCUGCGUGCUUUGAAGAGCGCAGCCUCUCAUAGCGGGCAGAGAUAAUGACCAGAGUGGCAGCGGCAGAUCGAAGAGGACUCAUCAGAGAACUAGGCUCACUUCAUUCUGCUCCUAUUUAUGCAUCUGAACGUACGGAGACAUAAGGACAUAAGGAGGAGACCUGGAACUUUAAGUCGUCUAGUUGUUUAGGAUUCUUUUUGUACUGACUCAACUCAAAGGAAAGUCAAAUGAGGAUUUGUUCAAUUACAACUAGGUAGGGCUGAGAAUCACAACGCCAUGAUGACCUCCGAUUUCACGACCCCGAACACCUCAAACGAGAGUAACACCAGCGAACUGGUGGACGACAAAAUGCUCCAGACGCCGCUGGCCGUGCUCUACUCCAUCAUCUUCAUCCUGGGUCUCACCGGGAACCUGGUGGCUCUCUGGGCUUUCUUCUUCGUUCACUCCAAGAAGAACUCCCUGCAGGUCUUCCUCAUGAACCUGGCAUUCGCGGACCUGCUGCUGGUCGUCUGUUUGCCGUUCAGGAUCCAGUACCACCUCCAGCAGAACAAGUGGAAGCUAGGGCACACAAUGUGCAAGCUAGUAGGCUACCUCUUCUACAUGAACAUGUAUGUCAGCAUCACCCUGCUGGGGCUGAUCAGCAUCGACCGCUACCUGAAGAUCUACGGCAGCGCAGGUACUCGCCGUAAGAUGCGCUCCCCGAAGUGGAGCAUCGUCGUCUGCGCCAUCAUUUGGGCGGUGGCCCUGGCUUUCAUGAUCCCAUUUGUCCAUGAAAGCAAUGACAAAUGUGUCAAUUCAACAAAGUGUUUCCACUUCAGGACAAUUCCGCAGGAAGACAUGCUGAAAGCAUACAUCAACAUCUUUGUGCUGGUCGUCUUCUGGUUGGUCUUCGUCUCUUUGGUGUUGUCCUAUGGAAAGAUCGCACUGAAACUCCUGCGGAGGUCGCAGCAGAGACCGGACCUGCCCACAGCGCCCCACUACAGUCGAGUCGCCCGCAAGUCCUUCUUUGUCCUGUUUCUGUUCGUCGUCUGCUUCGUCCCCUAUCACGCCUUCCGGGGCUUCUACAUAAAAACCCAGAUCACCAAGGAGACCCAGGACAUGCAGAACCUGGCCGACAAGUUCAACGAGAUUUCGCUGGUGUUUUCCGCUCUCAACAGCUGCCUGGACCCCGUCAUGUUCUUCCUGCUGUCUGCCUCGGUGAGGAAGGAGGUGCGGCGCUUCAUGUCGAGUGUGUUACGCACCCGAGACGUCACCGGGACCAGCGUUGCUAACUCCAGCACCGAACUGGACAGCAGGAGCGACAAGAGACAGUCGAAUGCCCUCGACAAUGAGAGCGAGCAAAAAUAUGUUUUAUCAAGCUCCAGCUGAGCUGCAGAAUAAGCAGAGCCAGAGACUUUACUGGGAUUCCCAGGUUUUGUCUUCAACUUUGAAAAAUUCAACGUGGGGACUGAUGGACGAGGCAACAAAGUUUCCCCCCUGUGUAUCAUAAGCCUGGCGGGUCACCAGACUGUAUUUGUCCCCCCCCACCAGACUGAGCAUCAUUUAUUUAUUUAAAAUAGGGUGUCAAUAACAGUGACAGUAAAGACAGAUAAAGUUCUACAGUCGAUGCAUUGAACUGGGUGACCACCUGCAUCUGACCUCACACACUAUUAUUUCCAACUUAUGAUGCCUGCGCUUGGGCACCUAACAAUUUUUGUAACUUUUACAAUUUUUUAAACACAAAAACACGUUGGGUUGCUGGUGGACCGCCCUGGUGCCCAUACCACCGGGUUUACAAGGUUUUUUGGGGAAACUCUGCAGGUAACCAAAAAUAUUAGCACAAUUUAUCCAUUUAAUGCUAGUAUAUCUAUUUAUAUACAUAUAUUUAGGGAAGGAGCAUGAUGCAAUGUGUCUUGCAAAACUAUUUAAACCCCUUGACUUUCACAAUUCAUCACAUUACAAAUGCAAAAUGAAAUGCAUUGUAUUUGGAUUUUAUGUUUCAGACGUACGGAUGCGUUUAAUAGCACAAAUUCAGGUGCAGAAUCUCGUUAAAACAAAAAGCUUCUCGCUGAUUCAUAAUGAGAUUUACAUGUCAUUAAAACUAAAAUAUGCUCUCUUUUAAACGAGAAAGUUUGUACCAGUCAAGUUUGUACUGUCGGAUAUUUAGGAGAAACAGAGUGAGAAGAUGGAGUCAGAGGGAGAUCCUAAGUCAUAAUCUGUCAGAGAAACAUAUUUAUACUUUACUGUAGCAAAACUUUGUCGUUACAACAAGAUACUUCUGAAUUUAUGCCCUCGCUCUGGCAGGUGAACACUUCCACACAGACCAACACAAAGCAGUGCAUACAUGUGGAGUGAAAUGAGAAAGUCAUGGUUUUCCAUUCAUCCAUAAUCUAUGCAUGUUUAUUGUUGGGGUGGCCGUCAAAGCAGGGCGAGUGUUUACUUCUUUUUAAAUAAAAAUCUGAUAAUGUGGUGUACAUUUAUACUCAGCCCUCUUGACUCCGAUUCCCCUAAAUCCACUGCAACCACAUUAUAAAUCGUAGCAGCCUCUUUUACUAAAAUCCACUUACUACAAAGAGCGACUUUUAGAUUUUGAACUCUGCAUUACAUUUUACAAAGUACAACUUAUAGCCAUCCAAAAAAAAAGGACCCUCCACACCUGAGGCGGUGCAGAAAAUAAUUCUGUACCUUUAAGAUGAAAGUAAAGUCUAUUUCUGUAGCUUCCUGUGUCCUACAAGAACGAGGAAACAUGCAAAUCUGUUUAACUAAGUACUACGCUCCAGUAUGGGUUGUGGGGAGAGGUGGAGAAGGGCUCAUUAAUCAAAGCAGCUGUUUUAUUUAUUUAUUUCUUUAUUAUGUAAGCUUGUCUGCCCAGGGCGAAGUGGCCUGGGGGGCGUCCAGAAGCCAAAACAUUUCUUUAAUGAGUCAGAAGGGCCUGAAGGAGUUUUCUUUAGCUUAGCUGCAUGUUCAUGUGCUGAAGUUGAUUGUCUUUGUGUUUAAAAAGUCUGUGCUGCAUUUAUCAACCCAUAGUUCCACAUUUUAACAGUUUACACCAGGAAUGAGUUCAAUCCUGAGCUGAGUUUUAUUAACUCUUUGUUUUAGAAGCGAAACGAGAAAGGAAACUUUUUGGGGGCGGCUAUAAAAGGACCAGUGGUCAAACCUGGAUUUAAUGUCUUUGUUAGAGCUGCUUUAAACACAGGUUAUGAUUUAUUAAAAGCUUACUCUCUAUGGGAUCAGUAGAGAUUAUUAAAAUGCUCUCAGAAACAUUUAUCUCCAUCCAGUCUUCAAUCCAACAAUCAAAAUAAAUUUAAAUCGAGUCAAUGUUUAGUUUUUUUUCCCCUGGUUUGGACGUUAAUAGGGAGAGAGCAGGAGGUUGUGUUUAGGUUAUCAUGGGGUAGCAGAAUGAGAGAAGGGUCACUGAAAUAUUAUUUAUUAUUUAAUAUUAUUACUCCUCUGAAUAAUCACUCAGGUUUGUUUAGGAAAGUCUCACAAAGUCUGUCCAAAAAAAGAGGAAAGGUUAGAAGAGAAUAAUGUGUUUUAUCAUAUGAAAUGCAAUAAACAGCUGAUCACUACAGGAAUCAAUAUA